Molecule: messenger RNA, 1458 nt
Organism: Lytechinus variegatus (green sea urchin)
Lineage: Eukaryota; Metazoa; Echinodermata; Echinoidea; Temnopleuroida; Toxopneustidae
Product: probable G-protein coupled receptor No9
Exons: 1
Coding region: 1-1458 (485 amino acids)
Biological process (GO): G protein-coupled receptor signaling pathway
Cellular component (GO): membrane
Molecular function (GO): G protein-coupled receptor activity
Source: RefSeq, a predicted model, not a curated record
AUGAAUGCCACAGUGUCAGCUCCGGUUGAUGACAUUAUUCUAGAACUUGGAGAAUGUGAAAAGCUAAUUGCAGUUGCUGUAUAUGUUGUCAUCGCUGUACUCGGUAUAUCCGGUAACAGCCUCGUCUUGAUCGCAGUUGCAUGCUCAUUGAGACUAAGAACGAUCACAAACAUCUUCGUCGUCGCGUUGGCCAUCACCGACCUUCUCACGGCAAUCCUCCAAAUCCACCAUGUCAUCUUUCUUUUGUUGGCGUCGAAAUCGAGACACGAUUUAUGCUUGAUAAUAGGGCCAGUCAAUUUCAAUUUGAUAGGAUACAGUAUGGCGACUUUGGCCCUCCUAGCCGUAAAUCGCAUGCAGGUUGUCACCAAUAAGCCCUCGUCCCGUUUCAAGCAAACGGCAAAGAAGGCCAUAGCCAGUAUUCUAGUAUCGUUUUUUCUCUUGACCUUGUGUAGCUCAUUGGGAAUCGCCUUUGGACAGAUCAAAUUCCAAAGAAUAGGGGGGAUCUGCGAUUAUGUUGGACCGAUAGCUGUAGAUAUCAGCAUCAGUCUUGGAGUUUAUAUAGUAUUCAUCUUGACGGUUAUUGUAUUCUGCUAUACCAAAACGUAUAGACACGUUAGGCAACAUUUCCGCAAGGUCGCUCAUGAUGGACUUUCCACAGAGCAUGAGAACACACCAUCUAAAGAACCUCUAAAAGAGAAAGCAUUCGGAGGACAGCGGUUUGUGAUGGAUCUGGAAACAAGGGACAUAACUUGUCAUCCAGAAAAUGAUGAUGUACAGAGGUUUUCACAGGUUACAGUCAGUAGUAAAACACAUGAUCAUGAUCGCAGAAAUAUCUCGUCUUCAUCACAGAAAAUGUUGGCCACACCCGGAAACUCAUCCCAGAUUCCAGAAGUAUAUAACCACAGCCGGCCGAACAGCCCUAAGAAAUUAGCUUCACCGUCGAUGGCCGAGCCCUUACCAAGAACAUGUAUGGACCAAAUCCCAUCGGGUCAGCAGGGUUCCGACAUUGCUGGCAAUGAGAAUGAUCAUGAGGUUGGCAACCAAAAUGUUUUCAGCAUCGAUGUAGUAUCAACCGUCAUGGCCGUUGCCUCGCGGUCGAACCGCAUUGACCGACACGAGCGAAUAUCCGCAGAAUUUACGAACCGAAACAAGAUUGCUCGGAUCCGUCAGAACAAUCGUAUCAAAGCUGAGUAUAAGAUCACCCUCAACAUGAUACUGAUCGUCUUUACAUUCUUUGCUUGUAUGACUCCAAGUAUGAUCGUCUUGUUUCUUUCAGGCGAUCAAGACUUCGGUUGGAUCAGUUUUCUGAUGCUGAUCUCGAAUUGUUGCUGGAACCCAAUAAUUUACGCUUGGAAGCAUCCGGACUUCAAGCACACGUUCGGCUGCAUCCUUCGCGGAAAAUUCUGUAGGAUCAAAGAACCGGUACCUUGGCUGAGACGUCGGCUACGUGCGAACUGA